AUGGCUUCUGAAGAUGUUGCCCAGGUCACCAGCGAGCCGCUGAAGAGUGAGGCUCCACCUGUAUACAGCAAGCAUGCCGCUCAGGACAUCAAGCCUAGCGAUGCGGAGGAGAAUCAUAACCCAGGAGCGGCAUCGGGUCAGUUGAAGCGCAAACUCAAGAGUCGACACCUACAAAUGAUCGCAAUUGGUGGAACUAUUGGCACAGGUCUCUUCAUUUCCAGUGGAACGGCUAUCGCAUACUCCGGCCCAGCGGGCGCCUUGAUCGCCUACAUGUUUGUCGGUUCAAUCGUCUAUUCGGUCAUGACCUCCCUCGGGGAAGUCGCAACCUAUAUCCCUAUUUCCGGUGCCUUUACCUCCUAUGCCGCUCGAUUGAUCGACCCCAGCCUCGGUUUCUCCAUGGGGUGGAUCUAUUGGUUUAAUUGGGCUUCAACAUUUGCCGUCGAGUUGACUGCCACGGGAACAAUCAUUCAAUACUGGGAUCCGAGCUUGAACAUCGCUAUCUUUGUUGGUGUGUUUUGGGUCUUCAUUACAGCUUUGAACUUCUUGCCGGUUAACUUCUACGGCGAGUUGGAGUUUUGGUUCUCGAGCAUCAAGGUGAUGACCGUCAUUGGGUUCAUGAUCUUCGCAAUCUGUAUCGAUGUCGGCGUCGGCGAGGAGGGCUAUCUCGGGUUCCGUUAUUGGGAAAAUCCCGGAGCCUUUAAUACCCACAUCAUUCACCAGCCAGAGUCGGUGGGCAAGUUCAUUGGAUUCUGGGCAGUUCUGAUCCAGGCCGGUUUCUCCUACCAGGGGACGGAGCUUGUGGGUGUGGCAGCUGGUGAGACCGAGAAUCCCCAAAAGACCGUGCCCUCGGCUAUUCGAAAGACGUUCGUCAGAAUUCUGUUGUUCUUUGUCUUGACAAUCUUCUUCAUCGGACUGGUCGUUCCCUACACCAACGACAGACUCACCACCGGCAACACCAACGCUUCGUCGUCGCCCAUGGUCAUUGCGGCUGAUCUCGCCGGAGUGAAAAUUCUCCCUAGCCUGAUAAACGCGGUGCUUCUAACCGUGGUGCUUUCGGCGGCAAACUCCAACGUAUACAGCGGCAGCCGUAUCUUGACCGGCUUGGCGCAAGAGGGAUUUGCCCCCAAGAUCUUUGCCCGAACCACCGAGGGUGGCGUGCCCUACGUCAGUGUCUGUUUCACCGCGCUUUUUGGUCUCCUGGGUUUCAUGAACGUGUCCAACAGCGCGGGACAGGUGUUCAACUGGCUGGUCAACUUGUCGAGUGUAGCCGGGUUUGUGACUUGGUCCUCCAUUAACGCCUGCCACAUCGCGUUUAUGCGCGCGCUGGCUGCGCGUGGGGUUUCUCGCGAUACACUCCCCUACAAGGCCAUCUUGCAGCCGUACUUGGCUUGGUACGGUCUUUUCUUCAACAUUCUUAUUGCUUUGACGCAGGGUUUCACGUCUUUCAUCCCCACAUUUAACGUGACGGACUUCUUCUUCGCGUACAUAUGUCCCAUCGUGUUCGUUCUGCUUUAUGUCGCGCACAAGCUGAUCACGCGGGCGCCAUUUGUUCGCUCUUCCGAGGCCGACCUUGAUACUGGCCGGCUUCACUAUGAGAAGGAAACUGGUCCCCCUAAGAAGUGGUACUGGCAGGUAUGGGGCUGGAUCGCCAAGUAA
This is a messenger RNA of Penicillium cinerascens, 1656 nucleotides long. Its product is annotated as Arginine permease CAN1. Gene Ontology annotation, biological process: amino acid transmembrane transport. The coding region runs from base 1 to 1656 and encodes 551 amino acids. The transcript has 3 exons. Gene Ontology annotation, molecular function: amino acid transmembrane transporter activity. Gene Ontology annotation, cellular component: membrane. The record is from RefSeq and is a predicted model, not a curated record. NCBI's taxonomy places the organism in Eukaryota, Fungi, Ascomycota, Eurotiomycetes, Eurotiales, Aspergillaceae.